Molecule: messenger RNA, 1607 nt
Organism: Caenorhabditis sp. 36 PRJEB53466
Lineage: Eukaryota; Metazoa; Nematoda; Chromadorea; Rhabditida; Rhabditidae
Source: the annotation of a GenBank genome assembly
AUGUUCAUCGCUGUUCCGAUCAUUCUACUCGCCCACACGGUUUUCGUAAGUCCCUUUUCCAAUUUGAAUUCAGAUGGUUUUGUUCUGUUUUAGGCAAAGAGUGAAGCUGGGAAGGUGGACAAGGAAAAGCCUGAGAUUUCUGAGCAAAUUGAUCCGUCGAUCUACAUUCGACAGGGAUUCAUGAAUGGAAUGGGAGGGUUCGGGCAGAGCAUGGGAAUGGGUCAGAAUGCGAUGAAUGCCGGUAAGUGUGAGAAGAUGAAAUCAGAACUCGUGGGAUCGGACAUCUACAUCAGAAAACAUAGGCUACACUCCUAGAAGUGAUAUCAUGAGUCUCAGAGUUGUGUGGAAAUGAAUAAUCUGAUAAUGAAGGGGUAUUCAGAAGAGCUUAGGCUAGAAGAUUAAUGAUGCAACCGGAUACUUUCAGUGAAUUUUGCCUUCACAUGCAAGUGCACAUCGAAGAGCACCAAUCCGUUGGCGGCGGCUCCGAUUGAUGCGAACGCGCUGGCUCAGCAGCAAAUUGUCCAGUUGCAGGUGAGGAAUAAAUGUUGGAGUCAUCGAGAUGGACAUUUGUUUGGGUCUAUAGAUAUUCUUUCGGAACGCUGGAGUUUCUACCUAAUCCGCGGCAAAAAUAGACUGACAUCAGAUGAAAAAGGAGAAGGAAAAGUUUACGAGCUCUCAUAACAAUAGAGCCCUUCGCGCCCGCAAUUGAAUAAAGAGCAGCCGGAGAAAAAGGAGAAGAAGCAAGCAGAAGUUCAUUUUCUAAAUGGAAUUUUUAGUGUCCCCGCUUUGCCGCCGAGAAUAGAAUCAGAAAGGGUGGAUAUAGGUACGUGUCGGCGCCCGCCGUCACUUCUUCUUCUUCUUCCUCUUCUGUUUUCCCUUUUGAGGCGUUGAAUCGGAAACAUUUAUGAAUAACGACGGGACAAAACACACAAUGGGCUCCGGUUGACGAGAACAAAAACAAAACAGACGACGUGGCACUCACACACACACACACACACAAAUUAUUGAAACAAAGAAAGGGGCCCAAGAGAUCGUAGAACUUGCAGGAACAAGUGCGCAGACAGCAGGAAAUCAUCAACCGACAGUCGGCCACCAAGAACGGAUUCGAGAACUUCAGUGAGUGAAUGCGCGUUCUCAUGUCUCCCAGAAUGAAGUGAAAUAAGCCGAACAAAACGUUGAAUUCUCUCUCUCUCUCUUUCUCUCUCUCUCUCUCUCUUUCUUUCUCUCUCUCUCUCUCUCUCUCUCUCUUUCUCUUUCUCUCUCUCUCUUUGUCAAUCAAACUUAAUGCGCCGUUACAUCGCCUCAAAUCUGAAUGACAACAUCUCGAUUCCUCCCAUUUCCUCAUCAAUUUUCCAGCUCAACUCAUCGCCCUCGCCAAUUCUAUGGACUGCUCGUGCUCUUCGGACAACUCCGGAAUGGGAGCCUCCGUGGGGAUGGGUGCUCUCUACGGAGGGCAGGGCGGAAUGGGCGGUUCCGCUGGAUUCCCGCCGAUCACUCUUGGCGGAGGCGCAAAUGGAUUCGGAUUUCCGGCGCAGAGGGGAGUUCCCAUCACUACCUUCGGCGGAACUCAGCACAUGAUUGAAAUGCCUUAUGCAACUGCUCGAUGA